Sander lucioperca (pikeperch) is the source of this 4366-nucleotide messenger RNA. It is a transcript of the gene golm1, whose product is annotated as golgi membrane protein 1. Lineage: Eukaryota; Metazoa; Chordata; Actinopteri; Perciformes; Percidae. The record is from RefSeq and is a predicted model, not a curated record. Gene Ontology annotation, cellular component: Golgi apparatus. The transcript has 11 exons. Bases 243 to 1487 code for a protein of 414 amino acids.
AGUGGCCACUCGAUUAACCGCAGUUUUUACACUGGCUUCAUUUUUCAGCACCGCUUGUUGUCCCAGAGGACACUCUGCUGUUUGUAUGGCAAUAAUGGAUACGAGGUAACUGCCUAGCGGUAAUGCGCUGGUAAUUACAGGAGAAACGCGGCCAGAUUGUCAAGUAUAUCACCAAGUAUCAAUCCAUAUACUGGGCUCAACGUUUAUUCCUGUUUUGCGUCUCUAGCGGUUUGUACACAGCUAUGGGUGGGCUGGGAAAUGGACGUCGUGGAGGAAGAUCUCCCCCUCUAAUGAUUGGCGCUCUAAUUGCCUGUAUCCUGGUUCUGGGCUUCAACUACUGGGUGUCAAGCUCCCGCAACCUGGAGCUACAGACUAAGAUGUAUGAGUUGGAGGGCCAGGUGCGACGUGGAGCAGCAGAGCGAGGAGUAGUGGAGCUGAAGAAGAAUGAGUUCCAGGAGGAGAUCCUGAGACAGAAGGAGCAGAUCAGCCACAUAGAAAGCCUCUACAAGAGACAGCUCGAAGGAUCUCAGAACACCUGCAGCCAGGAGAAGGGGACACUGCAGCAAAACAUUUCCACCAGUACCAAAACCAUACAGGAACUCAAAGGUAAUUUAAAUCAGCUAAAUGAUGACCUGGGGAAGCUUCAGAAGGAGCUGCAGAGUUGCCAAGGCAACAUCAAAACCCUCAACAACAAACUCACUUAUGACAUGACCCAUUGUCACUCCCAGGUCCUGUCCCAGAAGGAGUUGUGUGAGGAGAGAGUGGCUGCUGCUAAACUGGAAGUUCAGAAGAAAAUGGAGAAGCUCAUCCCUCCUUCAGGUGUCUCUUCACAGCAGGAAAAUGCAGUGGAUGGAGCAGCAAAAAAGGACAGACCAGUCAUGACUGGGGUUGAUGUAGUUAAAACAGCAACUGUUGUAAGCCACACACCGAGCCUCUCUCAGCCCAAAGGAAAUGAUCCACCUGAACUAUUGACCAAUGAGAUCAUCGUGGACAAAGGUCCUGAUGCCCCAGUGGACCUGCCUCCAGAGAAGGAUCUCUCCAAAGUAGAGUCCCAGUCUGUUCCCUCAGCUGCUGCAGUUAAGCAAGACAUUUUGCUACCACCAGAGGGAGCUGUCAAAACACAGGAGGGUGAGGCAGAGACCAGUGAACCUUUGAAGAAUAACCUGACUGAGGAUAAAUAUGUGGAGGUGAUGGAUGCUCAUGAAGAGGGCACUCAGACAGAAGGGGUAGACCCUGGGAUGGAAGGCAUGCUGAUUGGCCAGGUGACGGAAAAUGAGACUCCUAUUGGUCAGAAACGUGAGGAGCCGGAAGAAUAUGACGCAGACGAGCAAGUCGUGGGUGGACUCGAUUUGGAGAAACAGCAGCAGAGUAAACUGGCUGAAAAUAUAGACAAGGACAUGGAGGAGGAGCUGGCUGACUAUAAUGGAGAUGAUGAGAAUGAAGGCGAGUUUGAAGCAGACAAACAAGCUGAGCUUGCUCAAAUCUGAGGGCUGAAGUCGGAGAAGGAGCCUACACACGACAUAAGAAGCAGCACCCCUUAUACACCUCUGCACAACAGCACUAUACAGGUUAAUACAGCCCUCCUAACAGUGAAUACAAAUCAAACCCAAAUGGAAAUCCCUCUAAAGGUGCUGACAAACCAAGGAUAUCGUCUGUCGCCCUAGUUUUUGCAGUAUGCCACACACCGUCGCUACUCUGCGACCCUCGUCUCGGUUGGAAUCUAUCUGAUUGGCUAUUAUAUCAUAUAUCGUAUAUAUGCUAGUUGGCCGUUGACUGUAGUCUUUGCGGUGUGUUCAAGCGUAACUUUUUGGCCAAGACACGACGUGAGAAAACGUGAGGCGACGCCAGAGACGGCCUUCGUCGCCACUAGUUCUUUGCCAUCUGCUUCGUGUGUCAGCACCUUUAGAAAGACUUGUUACGUUUUCUGUAUUAGAGUAAAAAUAUUUACGACUUCAUGUUCAACUCACAAUAUUCUGAAAGAGCCACAGGAAAAAAAACUGAAAUAUGCAAAUGUCAGCCCAACAUGGUUUCUGAUCACAUGCAUUUAACUGUACACAUAAAACACCCAAGGAGGCUUUUAUGGUGGUGACUGUGCUUACAUUCAUUUCUGUAUAUUUAGUCUCAAGAGUUGACACCAGCUUGAAAAAUUUAACAUCUCAACAGCCCUGGAAAUCAGUGGAUUUUGAUGACGUGAUUAGAUGUGUUGUUUAUGUUCACUCCAUAAUGACUGUAACUUCAAUGAUAAAACAUAAGUGAUGAUGAUGUGUAGACCCUUAUAGGGUUAAGAGGUGUGAAAUGCUGUAGUAAGUGUAAAUGAUCUAAGUGAUCCCGAUGAUAGAACUCUGCAGCACAGGUUCAACAGCAUCUUGAACAACGCCUUAAGUUCCUCCUGUACACAGUCUCUCAUAGAAAGGAUGCUGACUUCGAGUCAAUGGCCAGGACAUUUCACUUUCACAUUUUCUCUACAAAAUGUCUGUCAGUGAACGCAAAAGAGGCUUUUCAUGACUGGAGCAAAUUAAAUAAAUGUGCUGAGAUUCUUGUUACUGCUAAAUCCAAUUGUGUCAUUUGGAUGCUGUACCCAGUCAAACAGGAAAAUGAAAACAUUAGCUUCUUUUAAUUCCCAUGUAGCCAAACAUGCUGUAAAAAGUAAGUUUGACUUAAUGACAUGCCACAAAACAAACGGGCAAAUUCACCUUCUUGGUUAUAUACUGAUGUAACUUUGUCAGGUAUUAAACAUACAAUAUAUUUGCUGUAACUGGACAUUUUUCAUCAAUGAGCAUUUCUGCGUCACUUAGUUGAUUUGCUUUUGCAUUUUAGUGGCAGCGGGGCCUUCAUUCUCAGCUAUAUUUUCAGACCAAAAAGUCACAAGGUUGAAUCGGUACUGUGCUCAACAUUUAGGAUCCGUAAGACAGAAAAUAUUUUGAAACACCAGGUAAAUUACUAGUGGUAUUAGUAGAUCAACAAUCUUAUUUUAUUUGCCUUAUCGAUUCUGUGUACACCAGUUUUCCCCUACGCUCUGAUGUGUCUGACACAGUGGAGGUUGGAUGUAGAGCCGGGUACAUGUGUACUGAUUCUGGACCUUUACUUUGUGGAUACAGCCUCUGGUCUGCUGAAUUGAUGGAUUGUAUAAUUUGUGAAGAGGACAUUGACUUGAAACAGGAACCCUGUGUUGUGCUGGGCUCCCGCAAUCUAGCAGAUGUGAACUACUCCGUAGUUGUGCUAAAAUGUAUUAGUCCAUUCAACUUAAAGCUGCACUAGACUGGAAAUUGUUUGGGUGAGCGCAAAACACAAACUAAUAUUAGAUACAGAAAUAACAAAAAGUUAGUCAAAUUUUGUGGCGGGAUCUUUUGUUGCCUUGUGUUUUAUACAGAACAUUAGCUUCAAUGAAGAUGAAUAUAUAUAUAUUUUUUUUAUUUAUUUACUUUUUUCAUGGAACAUUGACUGCUUGAACCCCAUGAACAAAAACUCUUAUCUUAACACCAUACAAGUGUUAACAAAACUUCAUCAUGCUUAUUUUUAGUAGACUAUUACUAUUAUUACAUUUUUUACAUUAGCUUCCCACCAAAAAGUAAGAAAGAUGGUAUAGUACAGUCUUUUAUAUGUGUUUCCUUGUAAAAUAAGUGUUACUUGAUGUCUUGGAAACUUUGAAAACUUAACUGUGAUUUAAAAACACGUGUUUGUUAUAUUGGACACGAUAAAGACUAAAAUACUGGGAACAACAUUUCAGUGCAAAGUCAGGUAAUCAGGUAACUUUUCCUUUUUAGGAACACAAAUUUAAAAAAAAAUAGUGGUUUAUGAUACAAACGUUUUCCAGUGAGUUCAUAUUAUUGUCUCAAAUUUCAAAUUAUUGUCCCAAAAAAAAAAACUGGGGCCAUGAUGGCUCAUGUUUCACAGAGCAGAUGACAGAUUAAUAUGACUAAGAUAGAUUGAUGGAAAGCCUUUGACACGGAGCGUCCAAACCAGUCGCACACCAGCACUCCUGUUUAAACAAAUUAACAUGGACUCUCAUUUAUUUCAGAGUGUCUUUUGUUUCCCCUUUGGUCAAUCUCACAGGAGAAAUGGGGUUCCAGAUUGUUAUGUUUUAUUUUAAAUGUUGCCGUUAUUCAUUGUUGAUUUUGUUGUCUGACACUGCAAAAACUUGGGACAACUACUGCUUUGUUUUGUCAGAAAGCUUUGUCUGCUCAUUUCUGUACAUUUUCAAGUCUGUGUAUCUUGAGAGAAAAUGGUUUAGAAUUUGUAUAAGUUGGAUUCACCUUUUUGUUGUUGAUUUCAUGUUUGAAUGUGAAAUGUGAAUCAUGAAAUGUUUAAAUGAUUAUAGGCUUUAUUUAUGAUCGAAAAUAAAAAUAGUUUUUACUACCACUAUCAA